AUGCGGCACCUUCAGGUCGUCUGCGUCGUACUGGCGGUGUGGGCCGCGGCCGGUGCCGCAGCUGCGGCGGCCAGCGAGUCAGCUGCUGAUCCCGGCGCCGCGCCAGCCGCCGGCCAGGCGGCCCCCGGUCAACGUAACGCACGUCGGUGUCUGACCUGCUACAUCAGAGACCUGCUCGGACUGACGGACGACACAGCCAAGGAUGAUGCACAGGAGCCCAAGCGGCGCAUCAAAGUCAACCCUGUAAUCGUCAUUAAGCCGGACCAGCUGAAGGCGCCGUGCAAGGGGCGCCACUGUGAAGGACGGGGCGGAGGCCGUCGGAGUAGUUACUAUGACCGCCACAGGAGCGACUACCAUGGACACUACAGAGACGGCUACGAAAACGGCGGUGGUCGAAGGCCCCACGGCGCCGCCUACAUUCCGAACGGUGAAUGCGACUGGUUCCGACGCUGUAGCAGCGGGGAGUGUCUGGCCGGCCGGUGCGUGCAGUGCGUGCACGACGGGCACUGCACGACCGGUUACACGUGUGCUGCCAACGAAUGCGUGCAGUGCACACUGGACAAGCACUGCACUGGCGAGAAACCGGUGUGUUACCAAAACCAGUGCGUUGCCUGUGUCUCCAGAGCGAGCUGUCCUCAUGGCUUUUAUUGCCUGAGCAACAGCUGUGUCCCGCUUGGUGCGCUUGACGCUGAGUGCUCCGGGCACUAUCAAUGUGGCUACGGAAAGUGCGUAGAGGGAUUUUGUAAACAGUGCACGGAGGACGCAGAUUGCGGCAGUAAGGAGUUCUGCGGCAAAGGCGAAUGCAAGCCACUCAGGCAGGGUGGCAGGUCUUGCAACAACGACGGCAAAUGCGAAUCAAAGCGCUGCGAUGAGGGGUUUUGCACGGAGUGUUCGAGCACGCUUCCGUGCCCAGACAAUCACGACUUCUGCGACCACGGAACAUGCAAGGGCCCCGGGAACGCUGGCGAUGGGUGCUGGAUCCUCUCCCAGUGCAAGUCGCACAUCUGCAGGCGCGGCAAAUGUGCCACAUGCGCACACCAUAGUGAUUGCGCAUUGGACCGGUUCUGCGACGAAGGCAAGUGCCGGAAGAAGCGUGAUUUUGGGGCGAAGUGCUCAGGCAACGACCAAUGUGAGUCCCAGCUGUGUAAUGUUCAGGAAGAGAGAUGUGUCCAAUGUCUCAACUCGUGGGGUUGCGGUGACCACGAGUUCUGCGAUGAACUGGGUGCUUGCGUGGCGAAGAAAGGCCUCGACGAGAGCUGCGCCAGCGACAUGCAAUGCGACUCUCACAAAUGUUUGGAGAGUGAGUGCGUAGCAUGCAAGACGAACAAGGACUGCGGCAGCGGCAUGCGCUGUAACGAGGAGGGAACCUGCGAGCCCCAAGGAACCUUUGGAGAUAGCUGCAUCAUUAACGACGACUGUCGGAAUCCGCUUCUCUGCAGCCUGGACAGCAAAUGCGUCGAGUGUCGCACACAACAGGAUUGUGGCCCCAACAUGCGCUGCAAUGCAAUGGGCAAGUGUCGAGUAAAAAAGGCAAAAGCUGGGCAAGGCUGCAGUGAUGACAACGACUGCGCCAACGGGCUUCAAUGCUUUGAUGAUACGUGUUAUGAAUGCGAUGAAACAGGAGGCUGCGGUGAAGAAGAGAUAUGCGAGAACCACGUUUGCGUGGAAGACGAGGGCGAGCCAUGUAUCGAUGACAGCGAUUGCCCAGGCCAAUUUCAUUGCUUCGGUGGUACAUGUGGUGAAUGCGAAUUAGACACAGACUGCUCUGAAGAUGAGAUGUGCGAUGACUAUGUUUGCGUGCAAAACGGUUCUGCGCAGUCAGAAGACGGCAAAUAAUCUGUAUAAAUAUCCACAUAAUUACGCGAGCUCCAGCUCCAGAAGUGUAAUGAUGUGCGCCAGCGCCAUGCCGGGAGGGUCUGCCGUGCGAUUGAGGUACUUGUGAACCCGUGCUAUGAGCUUGCCUGUCCACCGACGGCGGGUAUUUCGAUGAUGACGAGUGACCGCUGUCAGGCCAGUGUCUAGUGCGUACCAACAGCAACCGACUAUGAUCGGGUCUGUUCACGCAGGCACAGGGGUACGGUGCGCAGACGCAGGAGUGUCUGUUGCACCGGUCGCAACGGAUGCCGUGUCAAUAUGACCAGCUGUGAACCUUAACGCGUCAGCCAUCGUGGAUAAGCGAGUGGUUGUGCGGGCUACUCUGAACGUCGAACAGCUAGCGGUGACUCAGGCUCCCGCAAAACAUGAUCAAGCCGUGGGCAGGACGAGGCGUUGGAGAUCCGCAGGCGACGAACAUGCCAGCAUGUUAGGGGAAAGUGUGUGGUAAUUGCAACACGGUGUUAAAGACAUGUUUACACGAAUACAC
This is a messenger RNA of Pollicipes pollicipes, 2362 nucleotides long. Its product is annotated as tenascin. The record is from RefSeq and is a predicted model, not a curated record. The transcript is spliced from 3 exons. Bases 1 to 1836 code for a protein of 611 amino acids. Lineage: Eukaryota; Metazoa; Arthropoda; Thecostraca; Pollicipedomorpha; Pollicipedidae.